This is a messenger RNA of Scleropages formosus (Asian bonytongue), 2117 nucleotides long. RefSeq names its product WASP actin nucleation promoting factor b (gene wasb). Gene Ontology annotation, biological process: actin filament organization. Bases 165 to 1706 code for a protein of 513 amino acids. The transcript is spliced from 12 exons. The record is from RefSeq and is a predicted model, not a curated record. Gene Ontology annotation, molecular function: actin binding. NCBI's taxonomy places the organism in Eukaryota, Metazoa, Chordata, Actinopteri, Osteoglossiformes, Osteoglossidae.
CUUGUUGUGCUGUGUUAACAUCACACAGUGUAGAAUAAGGAAGUCCUGCUAAAGCUUUUGUUCCCCUACAGCACAUUCGUAUUUUUCUGGGAAAGAACAGAGGAACGUUUGGUCCGAAGCCUACCAUCUGGGGCUCCCUUCUUUCUGAGAAGACCAGGGCAGCCAUGAGUCGGGGACAAAAGUCGAAGACACAGGAGAACAGCCCUAGUUCCCUCCUGAGCAUCCAGGAAAACGAGCGGCUGGUGGAUCUCCUGGGGCGGAGAUGUGUGACCCUGGCCACCGCUGUGGUCCAGCUGUUCAUGGCUCUGCCCCACAGUCCUUUGGAGUGGAAUCUGCAGCACUGUGGAGUGUUGUGUUUCGUCAAGGACAAUCCUCGCCGCUCCUACUUCAUACGCCUCUUUGACAUUAAGGAAGGAAAGCAGAUAUGGGAACAGGAGGUAUACAACCAGAUGACUUACUCCAGUUCUCACACCUUUUUCCAUAUGUUUCCUGCAGAUGACUGCCAGGUGGGGCUCAACUUUGCAAGUGAACAGGAAGCAGAGUUGUUCAGAGUAACUGUGGAGGAGAAAAUCACUCAGAGAAACACACGCCUCGAGAAACGGCAACUUCCUCCAACACCCAGCAGUGACGACAGGAGAGGGCCUCCGCCGCUGCCUCCUCCCAAUGGAUCAACUGGACAUCUGGAGGGGAUGAUGACAGUGGACAUUCAGAACCCAGAUAUCUUGGCAUCACGCUACCGAUCACCUGCUGUUCCAGUCCCUGCACAUGCCAGCCUGUCCAAGGGAAAGAAGGACAAAAAGAACAAGAAGAAACCAAAAAUCUCCAAAGCUGAUAUUGGGGCUCCCAGUGGUUUCAUGCAUGUGACCCAUGUUGGAUGGGAUCCCAACACAGGAUUUGAUACCAACAACUUAGAUCCAGACCUGAAGAAGCUUUUCUCUUGCGCUGGUAUUAGUGAGGCCCAACUGACAGAUGCAAAGACCUCCAAAAUCAUCUAUGACUUCAUUGAACAGUCUGGGGGCCUGGAGGCAGUGAAAAUGGAAAUGAGGAAACAAGAAUGUGCCCCACCUCCACCUCCACCGGACCGUGGGGGCCUCCAUGCUUCUUCGGCCCCUCCUCCUCCCCCCACCUCCCGAGGGCGCUCGGGACCCCUCCCCCCCAUUCCGGGACAGGCUAUGCGAGAGCCUCCUCGUAGUCCUGCGCCCCCUUCACACCGUGGGGCCCUUCCUCCUCCUCCUCCUGCUGGUAGAACUGGUCCUCCACCCCCUCCCCCUCCUACAGCAACUCCCAGUCAUCGUUCCGCUGGUGCCCCUCCUCCUCCCCCUCCUGCCUCUUCGAUGACAAUGGGUGGAGGAGGAGGAGGGGGAUGUCCUCCACCUCCCCCUCCGCCUCCACCUCCCCCACCAGCCCCAAGUUCAGGCGGCCCUCCUCCCCCUCCUCCCUCUUCUGUGGGCUCAGCACCGCCAACAAGAACAGCAUCAAGUGGAGGGGGUAGAGAGGCUCUGCUGGACCAGAUACGUCUUGGAAAGAAGCUUAAAAAUGUCACAGAGAAUCCUGAUCCUCCACCCCCUGUCCAGGACGACUCCAGUGAAGGGAUUGUGGGAGCUCUCAUGAUGGUCAUACAAAAGAGGAGCAAAGUCAUCCACUCCUCAGAAGAGGAAGAUGAGGACGGUGACGAUGACGAUGACGACGAAUGGGAUGACUGCUGAUUUUUGUACUUUUGGCUUCUCCUUAUUUUCCAUCGUUCACUUGAUGUAUUUCCUGCAGUGCUCUCCAGAGUGAGGCCUGUUAAAUUUAAUUUGUCACUCGAUGACCUCAUCAGUGUGAGUGGUUCCAGUAUAAGCAACAGAGUCACCCUCUACCUGGAUACUUUUUUCAAUAUGCCUGGCCAGGGUAACUGUGUUUGCAUGACGUUUGUUUACACAGGCAAUAAUUUGCUAUGGAAGCCUGUAUAGCCCCUGUAUAAAACGAAAACUUGUUCUGAAAUUUACACAGUGCACACUUCUUCCAUUUCUUGGAUCACAGAUCCUCCACAGCCCCCCAAGAUGCCUACAUUAUGAAGUGAAUCCCCUUUUUCUCUGCAAUCAGUAUGCUAGUGGACUGUUUUGAGAAAUUUUAUU